UGCGGUGGCUCCGACUGGCUUUCUGUCAACUAUACCAGGACUGUCAACACAUGACUCUUAUCAAAGAGAUCAAGAAUAUCUUCAGAUACAACAUCAAUAGACACUGAUCGAAAAUGGACGUAUCGGGUUAAAGCUUCAGACAGCGAAGGGGAGGCGGAGAGAGAGUGGAAGAGAGAAGAGCUCGGAGAGCCUCCGACAGGCGGGGUAUUCCGAUUCUCUCCACCCUCACCUUCACACUCUAUAGAAACUACCCCACGAUCUCGACCCAAAGUUUACUUUACUUUACUUCUACCAACAUCCUGCACCUACAAACCAUCUUCCAAGCACCCAAGAUGGUCCUCGCCAAGCCCGAAAACAAGAAUGUCCUCAAAUCCUUCGACCUAACCGGCAAAGUCGCCGCCAUCACAGGCGGCGCCCGUGGCAUCGGCUUGGAAGUCUCGACAGCCCUAGCAGAAGCAGGAGCCGACAUCGCAAUAAUCUACAACAGCUCCUCCCCGGAAACCGCGACGACCCUCGCAUCGACCCUGGCCUCCGCCCACAACAUCAAAGCCAGCGCCUACCGCGCCGACGUCUCCGACCAAGCCUCCAUCGCCGCCACCAUCCAACAGAUCGCCACCGACUUCUCGCGGCUCGACAUCAUCGUGGUGAACUCGGGGAUUGUCUCCAACGUCCCGGCGGAUGAGUACACGCCUGCCCAAUGGCACGAGAUCAUGAAGGUCAACCUCGACGGCGCCUUCUGGACCGCCCAGGCCGCCGCGCGGAUCUUCAAGGCCCAGGGCCAUGGGAAUGUUAUCUUCACGGCGUCGGUCAGCGCGACGCUGGUGAAUGUGCCGCAGAGGCAGGCUGCUUAUAAUGCUUCCAAAGCGGGCGUCGUGCAACUGGCCAAAUGCCUGGCCGUCGAGUGGGUGGAUUUCUGUCGUGUGAAUUGCAUCUCGCCCGGGUUCAUCGAGACGGAUAUCUUGGACAUCCAUCCGCAGGAGUGGCGGGAGAAGUGGUUUGGUAUGAUCCCGGCGCAGCGGAUGGCGGACGCUUAUGAGUUGAAGGGGGCGUAUGUGUUCUGCGCGUCGGAUGCAUCGAGUUAUAUGACUGGGGCGAAUCUUGUGAUUGAUGGAGGGUAUACGCUUCCAUGAUGCAUCCAACGGAGCCGGAAGAGAAUCGAGGAUGUAUGGCUCAGGUAUUAUACUAUCUCAUCAUCUUCUUUUUUUUGGUUUUCUCUUGGCCAUGAAAUUAAGGUAAGAGGAUGCAAAAACUCUAGUCUAGCUAUACA
This is a messenger RNA of Aspergillus fijiensis CBS 313.89, 1267 nucleotides long. Its product is annotated as SDR family oxidoreductase. The transcript is spliced from 5 exons. Lineage: Eukaryota; Fungi; Ascomycota; Eurotiomycetes; Eurotiales; Aspergillaceae. The record is from RefSeq and is a predicted model, not a curated record. Gene Ontology annotation, molecular function: oxidoreductase activity, acting on NAD(P)H, oxygen as acceptor. Gene Ontology annotation, cellular component: intracellular anatomical structure. Bases 333 to 1130 code for a protein of 265 amino acids.